Molecule: messenger RNA, 4056 nt
Organism: Micropterus dolomieu (smallmouth bass)
Lineage: Eukaryota; Metazoa; Chordata; Actinopteri; Centrarchiformes; Centrarchidae
Gene: vcpip1
Product: valosin containing protein (p97)/p47 complex interacting protein 1
Exons: 3
Coding region: 171-3716 (1181 amino acids)
Biological process (GO): Golgi reassembly; protein K11-linked deubiquitination; protein K48-linked deubiquitination
Molecular function (GO): cysteine-type deubiquitinase activity
Source: RefSeq, a predicted model, not a curated record
CAACGGUCAGUUGCUAAAGAGAAAAAGCAGCCGCUUCCGUGUUGUUCUUGUGUUAUUCGGGCAAAUAUCAAGCGUUAGCAGAGUCUAAGCUCGCCUGACAGCCUCGCCGGAGUGAGACUAACAUGGUUUUGUGAAGCUGACAGACAGUUUCAGCUUUUUUUGCACCGGAAAUGUCGCUGCUGCAGAGCUCGAAGAAAAAAGACAAGCGUAUUUUGUCUGGUACCUGCCCAGACCCGAAAUGUCAGGCGAGGCUGUUCUUCCCCGCUUACGGCUCCGUUAGCAUCGAGUGCACAGAGUGUGGUCAGCGCCACGAACAGAAGAACCUGUUAAAUGUCGAGGAAGUGACUGAUCCAGAUGUUGUGCUCCACAAUCUGCUCAGAAACGCCCUGCUCGGCGUCACCGGGGCCCCGAAGAAAGGCACGGAGCUGGUGAAAGUAAUGGGGCUCUCUAAUUACCACUGCAAGCUCCUGUCCCCGGUGCUCACCAGGUACGGGAUGGAUAAACAAACCGGCAAAGCCAAGCUGCUGAGGGACAUGAACCAAGGGGAGAUGUUUGACUGCUCGCUCCUGGGGGACAGGGCUUUUCUCAUCGAGCUGGACCAUGUUUCCACAAUGGGCUACGGCAAGGACAGGUCAGGGAGCCUCAUAUACCUCCACGACACCCUGGAGGAGAUCAAGAAAGCCAACGGCAACAGGGAGUGCCUCAUCCCGGUCCACGUAGAUGGAGACGGGCACUGCCUGGUCCACGCUGUGUCCAGGGCGCUGGUGGGCAGAGAACUGUUCUGGCACGCCCUGAGAGAAAACCUGAAACAGAACUUUAAGCAGAACCUGGACCGCUAUAAGGCUCUCUUUCAGGAUUUUAUCGAUGCUGCAGAGUGGGAGGACAUCAUCAAUGAGUGCGACCCCCUCUUCAUCCCGCCCGAAGGCGUGCCGCUCGGACUACGCAACAUCCAUAUAUUCGGCUUAGCCAACGUUCUGCACCGGCCCAUAAUCCUGCUGGACUCCCUGAGUGGGAUGAGGAGCUCUGGCGAUUAUUCGGCCACCUUCCUGCCGGGGCUGGUGCCCGAGGAGCAGUGCAGCGGGAAAGACGGGAAGCUCAACAAACCCAUCUGCAUCGCCUGGAGCAGCUCCGGCCGGAACCACUACAUCCCCCUGGUGGGAAUCAAGAACACUGUGCUGCCCAAGCUGCCGGCCCGCCUGCUGCCGAAGGCGUGGGGCGUUCCUCAGGAGCUCAUCAGGAAGUACAUCAAGCUGGAACAAGACGGGAGCUGCGUGAUCGGCGGCGACCGCAGCUUGCAGGAUAAAUACCUGAUGCGGCUGGUGAACGCCAUGGAGGAGGUGUUCAUGGAAAAGCACAGCAUCCACCCGUCGCUGGUGGCUGACGUGCACCAGUAUGUCUACAGACGGACCGGCGUGAUCGGCAUCCAGCCUGAGGAGGUGACGGAGGCGGCUAAGAAGUCGGUGAUGGAGAACCGGCUGCACCGCUGCCUCAUCUGCGGCGCCCUCUCUGAGCUCCACGUCCCGCCGGAGUGGCUGGUUCCUGGUGGGAAGCUCUACAACUUGGCCAAGUCCACUCACGGCCAGCUGCGGCAGGACAAGAACUACAGCUUCCCCCUCAACAACGUGGUCUGCUCUUAUGACCCCCAGAGGGACGUCCUCACACCAGAUUAUAAACUGAGCUCCCUCAACACCUGCAACUGGUGUCAUGGCACGUCGGUGCGCCACGUCCACGGCAACGGGUCCGUGGUGUACCUGGACGGGGACAGAACCAACACCCAGUCCCAGGGAGGGAAAUGUGGGUGUGGCUUCAAGCAUUUCUGGGAUGGGAAGGAGUAUGACAACCUCCCGGAGGCCUUCCCCAUCACGCUGGAGUGGGGGGGUCGGGUGGUGAGAGAGACAGUAUACUGGUUCCAGUAUGAGACGGACCCGACUUUAAACAGCAACGUGUAUGACGUGGCGAUGAAGCUGGUCACCAAGCACUUCCCGGGGGAGUUUGGCAGCGAGAUCCUGGUGCAGAAAGUAGUCAACACCAUCCUGCAUCACACCGCCAAGAAGAACCCGGACGAAUACAACCCGGUGUCCAUCGACGGGGCUCAUGUCCAGCGUCUCACCGACACCGCGGAGACUCAGCAGGUGGCGGACGCGCAGCCGCCCACUAAGAUCAUCCUGACUGGUCAGAAAGCGAAGACGCUCCACAAAGAGGAGCUGACGAUGAGCCGAGCGGAGCGCAGCAUCCAGCAGAGCAUCAGCGAGCAGGCCCUCGUCACCCAGAAGAGACGGACUGACAAGCUGAAGCAGGAGCAGCAGAAGGGCCACGGCAGGACGUCUUCCCCCGGUGGGUCCCCGGAAACCUCGUCCUCUUCGGCGCCGGUCACGCCCACCAAAUCCUCCUCCUCCCCCUCCUCGUCCAACAAGGAGAAGAAGAUCCGCGUGACCACCAGUGACGGCAGGCAGGCCAUGCUGACCCUGCAGGCCCAGACCACCUUCUCAGAGCUGCAGAGGAGCAUCGCCAACCAGUUCGGCGUGCCGCCGCCGCAGCAGUGCAUCCGCUACGGCUUCCCGCCCAAAGAGCUGGUCCCGCCGAAGGACGGCGAGGAGAACGAGCCGGUGGCGCUGCAGCACGGCGACAGGGUGACGGUGGAGAUACUGAGGGGCCCCGAGGAGAAGAGCCCCGCGGCCUCCAUACCCCGAGCCUCCAGCUCGCACUCCGCCCUGCACUCGGUGAAGAGCGAGGACGCCGUGACGUCCGGCAGGAUGAGCAACCGGGAACUCCAGGACAACAUUGACCUUGAGAUGUCCUCCCUCUGUCUCCUAGCAACCUUGAUGGGCGAGGACGUUUGGUCGUACGCAAAGAAGCUGCCGCACUUAUUCCAGCAGGGCGGCGUCUUCUACAACAUCGUCAAGAAAGACAUGGGCCUGAUGGACGGGAAGCACUGCACGCUGCCUCAUCUGACGGGGAAGACGUUUGUUUAUAACGCGGCAGAGGAGCGUCUGGAGCUCUGCGUGGACGCCGCCGGGCACUUCCCCGUCGGCCCUGAUGUGGAGGAGCUGGUGAAGGAGGCUCUGGUCCAGCUGCGCUCGGAGGCGGCCACCAGGGGCAGCAGAGAGGGGAGCCCAUCCCACGGCGUGCUGCGGCUGGGCAGCGGCGGCGUUGUCCGUAAGAAGGAGCAGCUGCAGAACGUCACCGCCUUCCAGGGUAAAGGCCACUCUCUGGGCAGCUCUGGGGGCUCCUCCCCUCCAGAACACCGGCCUAUCACGCGCCAGCACAGCAGCGGCGUGGACCUGAGCGCCAGCGUGUCCCGAGGCCCCCCAGACCUGUCUGAUAUCCCCGAGGACGCCACCAGGGAGCUGGUCCGCAUGGCUCCGGGCUUCGUCACCAUGAAGGACGGUCGUGGUCUGGACCCCAGCCUGAUGGAGCAGCAGCGGAGGAAGCUGCAGGAGAUGGUGUCGUCCAUCCAGGCCUCCAUGGAGCGCCACCUCAGAGAGCAGCAGCAGCAGCAGAGUGCCGCCGCAGCAGGGGGCGGGGCCAGCCAGGAGCUGACAGGCGGGACGAAGACGGGCGCGGGCCAACCGACGUCUACCGUCGACCACGAACCUCCAGCUGCAGCAGGCGCCACGGCGGCCGGCAAACCGGACAGGAAGGCGGAGGAACUGGAGGAGAUGGAGAGUCAGGAUGCGGAGCAGAGCAACGCCUUCGAACCCAUGGAUCACUCCUGAUCACUCCUGACCCCCCCCCGCCCCAGCACCGCCCCGACCCCGCCCCCGCCUCGCCGGCACCUUCGGGCCAUAACGCCUCAGGUCGGAUGCUAAAGCUUUGGUCUUCAUCGUGUUUCGUCGUCUUUACCGCAUGACUAAAGAGCGAGCCGAGCGUCCUCCUCACCUCUCUGCAGACUCGGGCCGGGACGAUAAUCCACGAGGCGAUAUAUUGAGACGCCCUCACAGUAACAUCCCACUUCUGCCGCUGCGUGUGUGUUGAAACUCUAUGCACUGUGGCACACGCUCUCUCACCUCAGCUGUCCACUCCACUCAGUAAAUAAUAAACACAACACAUGAUUGA